GUUGUAAUGUAAGAAAAUAAACAAGAACACCAAAACCUAAGAAAGAACAUUUUAGCAAAAUCAAACAAACCUCCAUAGAUAUGAAGCAGCAACUACAAAACCUAUCGUCUUCAUCAUCAUCGUCAUCAUCAUCAUCAUCUUCUUCAUUGGAAGCAGCUGGUCUUUCAUUAAUGGCGCCGACAACAAUCGAUCCUCCAUCAGCCAUGUCUUCUACAGAGGAUUUAUCAGCACCAUCAACAGCAAGUGGUGGUCAAGAGUCCAUUAUUGUCGAAAGACGAGGAGAUUUUUCUGUUAUUUGUAAAUGGACGGUUGCAAAUUUGUCGAAAAUUAAAGCUAGAGCGUUAUGGAGCAAGUAUUUUGAAGUGGGUGGUUUUGAUUGUCGUUUGUUGAUUUAUCCUAAAGGGGAUUCUCAAGCUUUACCUGGGUAUAUUUCAAUUUAUCUUCAAAUUGUUGACCCAACAAAAUCUCCGUCAAAUUCAUCUAGAUGGGAGUGUUUUACAAGUUACAGGUUAUCUCUUGUUAAUGUUGUUGAUGAUUCAAAAUCUAUUCAUAGAGAUUCUUGGCAUAGGUUUAGUAGUAAGAAGAAAUCUCAUGGUUGGUGUGAUUUCACUCCUUGUAAUUCUAUCUUGGAUUCUAAAACUGGGUUUCUUUUUUGUGGUGAUUCUAUUUUGAUUUUGGCUGAUAUUUUGAUACUAAAUGAAACUGUUAAUUUUACUAGAGAUAGUAAUAACAAUGGUAAUAAUGGUAGUAAUAGUGAGCUGCAAUGCGGUGGAGUUGGAGGUGGAGGAGGGGUUGUUAGCGGGGCAGGGAAUGUAGGGUCUUUGUCGUCGUCUGAUGUUUUAAGUGGGAAGUUUACAUGGAAGGUGCAUAAUUUUAGUUUGUUUAAGGAAAUGAUUAAAACACAGAAGAUAAUGAGUCCAGUUUUCCCUGCAGGGGAGUGUAAUUUGAGGAUUAGUGUGUAUCAGAGCUCAGUGAAUGGAGUGGAGUAUUUGUCAAUGUGUUUAGAGAGUAAGGAUACAGAGAAGAAUAGUGGAGGGAAUAUGACAAUGUCGGAGAGGAGUUGUUGGUGUUUGUUUAGGAUGUCAGUAUUGAAUCAGAAACCAGGAUUGAAUCAUUUGCAGAGGGAUUCAUAUGGGAGGUUUGCGGCUGAUAAUAAGAGUGGGGAUAAUACAAGUUUGGGUUGGAAUGAUUAUAUGAAAAUGUCGGAUUUUGUUGGUUUGGAUGCUGGGUUUUUGGUGGAUGAUACAGCUGUUUUUAGUACUUCUUUUCAUGUUAUAAAGGAGUUUAGUAGUUUUUCUAAGAGUGGAAUUGCUCUUGGAGCGAGGGCUGGGAGUGGUGGCUCGAGGAAGUCAGAUGCUCAUAGUGGGAAGUUUACUUGGAGGAUUGAUAAUUUUACCAGGUUGAAGGAUCUUUUGAAGAAAAGGAAGAUUACCGGACUAUGCAUUAAGAGCAGGAGGUUUCAAAUUGGUAAUCGUGAUUGUCGCCUUAUUGUUUAUCCUCGAGGGCAGUCUCAACCUCCAUGUCACCUCUCUGUAUUUCUCGAGGUUACGGAUUCACGAAAUACCUCCAGUGAUUGGAGUUGUUUUGUUAGUCAUAGACUAUCGGUUGUCAACCAGAAGAUGGAGGAGAAAUCUGUGACGAAGGAGUCUCAGAAUCGCUACUCCAAAGCUGCUAAGGAUUGGGGAUGGCGUGAGUUUGUUACACUUACAAGCUUGUUUGAUCAAGACUCCGGGUUCCUUGUGCAGGACAGUGUUAUAUUCUCUGCUGAGGUUCUAAUUUUGAAGGAAACAUCCAUCAUGGAGGACUUCUCUGAUAAUAGUUUUGAGAUUGAUUGCUCAAGGAAGAAAAGUUCAUUUACCUGGAAAGUCGAAAACUUCUUGUCCUUCAAAGAGAUAAUGGAAACUCGGAAAAUAUUUAGCAAAUUUUUUCAGGCUGGUGGAUGUGAGCUACGCAUUGGUGUUUAUGAGUCCUUUGACACCAUUUGCAUAUAUCUUGAGAGCGAUCAAUCCGUUGGAAGUGAUCCCGAUAAGAAUUUUUGGGUUAGAUACAGGAUGGCGGUUGUGAACCAGAAGAAUCCUGCCAAGACUGUUUGGAAGGAGUCCUCAAUUUGCACCAAAACUUGGAACAAUUCUGUCCUCCAGUUUAUGAAGGUUUCUGAAAUGUUAGAACCAGAUGCUGGGUUUCUUUUGCGCGAUACUGUGGCUUUUGUAUGUGAAAUCUUGGACUGCUGUCCUUGGUUCGAGUUCUCUGACUUGGAGGUUCUUGCUUCUGAGGAUGAUCAGGACGCUCUGACAACAGACCCUGAUGAUCUGAUUGACUCUGAAGACAGUGAAGUAAUCAGUGGUGAUGAAGAAGAUAUAUUUAGAAACCUUUUAUCUAGAGCGGGGUUUCAUCUUACAUAUGGGGACAAUCCUUCACAGCCGCAAGUCACUUUAAGAGAGAAGCUUUUGAUGGAUGCUGGUGCUAUUGCUGGUUUCUUAACUGGGCUUCGCGUUUAUCUUGAUGAUCCUGAAAAAGUGAAGCGCUUACUCCUUCCUACAAAGCUUUCUGGUUCCAAUGAUGGAAAGAAGGCCUCCAAGAAUGAGGAAGCUUCCCCUAGUUUAAUGAAUUUGUUAAUGGGCGUAAAAGUAUUGCAGCAGGCAAUUAUUGAUUUACUCUUGGAUAUAAUGGUUGAAUGUUGCCGGCCUUUAGAAGAAAGUCCUGGUGAUGAUGUGUGCAAUGCAGACUCAAAGGAUUCUCCAGACAGUGGUGAAGUUACUUCCUCUAUACAGCAGGGAAGGGAGAACAGAGCAGCCGAGCAAAUGGAACACCCUUUGUUUGAGAGAUUGGAUUCAUCAGUCAGUGGAUGUGCCAGUGCUGCAGCUGUUCAAAGCACAAGGACAAACGCAGGUAUGGGGGCUACGAACACUGAUGUGGUUGAAAAGGUUGUUCCCGGACAGCCUACGCACCCUCCUGAAACUUCUGCUAGAGGACCACCUGAAACUGCUUUCCGCUCGAAGUCCAAGUGGCCCGAGCAAUCAGAGGAGCUGUUAGGACUAAUUGUAAAUUCUCUGAGAGCUCUGGAUGGAGCUGUGCCUCAAGGCUGUCCCGAGCCAAGGCGAAGACCUCAAUCUGCCCAAAAGAUUGCUCUUGUUUUGGAUAAAGCACCAAAGCAUUUGCAACCAGAACUUGUUGCUUUAGUUCCAAAAUUGGUUGAGCAUUCCGAGCAUCCUCUUGCGGCGUCUGCGCUUCUUGAAAGGCUUCAGAAGCCCGAUGCGGAACCUGCAUUGAGGCUAACUGUGUUUGGUGCUUUAAGUCAAUUGGAGUGCGGUAGCGAGGUCUGGGAACAUAUUUUAUUUCAGUCUGUUGCACUUCUUGAAGAUUCAAAUGACGAACCUCUGGCAGCAACAAUAAAUUUUAUAUUGAAGGCUGCAACGCAUUGCCAUCGUCUUCCAGAAGCUGUUAGGUCUCUCCGUGUAAGGCUAAAACAGUUGGGACCAGAUGUUUCUCCUUGUGUUCUUGACUUUCUAACUAGGACUGUACAUAGUUGGGCAGAUGUUUCGGAAGCUAUACUUAGAGAUAUUGAUUCUGAUGAUGAUUGUGGUGCAAAUUAUUCAUCGUUGCCUAAUGGGGUAUUCUUUUUUGGUGAAAAUGGCCCCCCUUCUGAAAUCUUAAAUGUGAUGAAUGAGCGUUCGUUCUGUGGUAGUCACCAUUUUUCUGAUAUCUACCUACUGAUUGAAAUGUUAUCCAUACCUUGCCUUGCGGUUGAUGCGUCAAAGAUCUUUGAGAGAGCUGUAGCUCGUGGGGCCAUAAUGGCUCCAUCUGUAGCAAUGGUUUUAGAGAGACGACAUUCUCAGAGAGCUGGCUAUAAUGCUAGAUACAUUGCAGAACAGACUACGGAUAUCACAGUAGAGAGACAGAUCAAUGAUCUACUUAGAGCCACCCAAGAUGACUUUGAGACACUCCUUGGCCUUGCAGAGAUGUUGGCGCUUUCCAGCGAUCCACGUGUAAAAGGCUUUGUCAAGUUGCUUUAUACUAUUUUGUUCAAAUGGUAUGUUGAUGAUUCAUAUCGUGGGCGGAUCCUGAAGAGAUUGGUUGAUCAUGUAACCUGUGGUACAGAUGCCACUCAAGAUUUUGAUUUAUAUAUGGAAGUUCUGAUACUUCUUGUUUGUGAGGAGCAAGAAAUCAUUAGACCGGUAUUGAGUAUGAUGCGGGAGGUUGCUGAACUUGCAAACGUAGAUCGUGCAGCACUUUGGCAUCAACUGUGUUCUAGUGAAGAUGAAAUUGUCAGACUUCGUGAAGAAUGGAAAGCUGAUAAGUCUAAUUUGGUUGAAGAGAAGGCUCUUAUAUCACAGAAGCUGAAUGAUUACGAGUCUGCAAAUAGUCGUCUUAAGUCUGAAAUGAAGGCUGAGGUGGACCGUUUUGCUCGUGAAAAGAAGGAACUUUCAGAACAAUUACAGGAUACUGAAAGUCAACUCGAUUGGCUUCGAGCUGAGCGAGAUGAGGAAAUCACAAAGCUAACAAGCGAGAAAAGGGCACUGCAGGAUCGUCUUUAUGAUGCUGAGGUCCAACUAGCUCAAUUAAAGUCCAGGAAACGCGAUGAGAUGAAGAAAAUAAUGAAGGAGAAAAAUACUCUUGCGGAACGUUUGAAAAACGCUGAAGCUGCAAGGAAAAAAUUUGAUGAAGAGUUGAAAAGAUAUGCUACGGAAAGUGUUACCAAAAAGGAGAUUAGGCAGUCCCUUGAAGAUGAAGUGCGAAGGCUAACACAAACAGUUGGGCAAACUGAAGGGGAGAAGCGAGAGAAGGAAGAGCAAGUUGCUCGUUGUGAAGCUUAUAUUAAUGAAAUGGAGUUGAAAUUGCGGGAUUGCGAGCAUUACAUCCAUACCGUCGAGGCUUCUCUUCAGGAAGAAAUGUCACGACAUGCUCCUCUAUAUGGCGUUGGCUUGGAAGCUCUUUCAAUGAAGGAGCUCGAGACAUUGGCUGGCAUCCAUGAAGCCGGUUUAAGGCAAAUCCGCACCCUCCAACAACAGUGCAAGGCUUCUUCAGCAGGUAGUCCUCGAAUUAGCCCACAUGCCCUUCCACAUACGCAUGCGUUAUUCUCAAAUGCAAUGCAACAUGCCGCACCACCUCUACCAUCAACGUCUGUUAAUUUGCCGCUUGACCUUGUCACAAGCGGUGCCGGGGUUCAUAGCAACGGUCAUCAUAUGAACGGUGCAAUGGGUCCCUGGAUUUUCAAGCAUACUUGAAAUAGCCAAGAAAUCGUCGGUCCAAAUUUUCUCGAUGGCCCUCUUCCUCGACUUUUGCAAAGGUGAAUGUAGGUAAAAACGAGGUUUGUUCAUUUUUUUUCGGGGUUGAUACUCAUUAUGCCUCAUCCUUGGCAUUUGAUCUCUAGCACUUCGGUCGGGUACGGGGGAUAUAUUACAUACGUAUAACGCACGAAGAUGGAAGAAAUGUGGGUGUGAUUUUAUUUGUAAUUGCGAGUGAGAUUGGGGAAUGAGUCUCAAUGGAACUAGCAUUUGCAAAUGCCUACAAUAUUUUGGUCCAUCCUUUUUACAUCACAAGGUUAAUUCAAAAAGCUUCAAAAGUUUUGGUAUC
Molecule: messenger RNA, 5574 nt
Organism: Amaranthus tricolor (Joseph's coat)
Lineage: Eukaryota; Viridiplantae; Streptophyta; Magnoliopsida; Caryophyllales; Amaranthaceae
Exons: 10
Coding region: 81-5225 (1714 amino acids)
Molecular function (GO): protein binding
Source: RefSeq, a predicted model, not a curated record